AUGGCACUCCACACCCUCGCCAGGGUCAGCCUGGACGCCUACGACUACGAGGAGGCAGAGAAGCUGGCCAAGCAGGCCGUGGCCAAGUUCCAGGCAGCGAAGAGUCGCCAGGGCGAGGACGCCAUUGACGAGGUCGACAAAGCGAUCAAGAAUUUUGCAGCUGCCAGCGAAAAGGUCGGAGAGGCGGCGGCGCUGAUAACGAAGGCAACCAUCCAGCUGUUCAAGGGCUCCCUCGAAGAGGCGGACAAGUUCGCGAAGCAGGGCGUCGUCCUCCUCAAGCAGGUGACCAAGCCCGCGUCUCAGGCCCGAGAGGCCGACGCGCUCUUCCUGACCGCCGCGGCAGCCAUCCCGCUGCGGGACGAGACGACUGCGGUGAAGGCGGCGAAAGCUGCUUACGCCAUCCAUCAGGAGUACAUCGGGGGAAAGAAGGGCCUGGCAGUCGCGACGCGCGCCUUCGCCUUCUGCAGCCUGGCGGCUGGCCGGCUGGUGGAGGCUGGCCAGCUCAUGGGCGAGGCAAUCGCCCUGGCCGAGCAGCUGGGGGAGAGCCACAUCAAGGCCACGGUCUUUGGCACCGGUGCGGUCGUGUUCCGCGUGCUGCUCUGGGCGGUCAAGACGCAGAGGGAUCAGCCCACGGCUGCAGGCAUACUGCCGCCAAACUUUGUCCUUCCUUCUGUCCAGGGCCCCUCUGUGAACGGUGGGCGGCUGAAGGACCCCGACGCUUACGCAAGCGAGGCGCUCUCCAUGGGAACGCAGGCGAGGGACUUGUAUUUGGAGGCCGGCGACGCGGUGGCGGCUAGCCUGACCAAGGUCGAAAUCGCUCAGCUGCACGCGGUCCAAGGCACGUGCCAGGAGGGGCUGGAUUCGGCGCACUCGGCCCUGGAGGACUUUGAGGCCAGUGGCGAGGUGGCCGGGCAGGCCAUCGCGCAUCUCACCCUGGCUGAGCUGCACUACGAGAUGGGCAAGGUGGAGCUGGCCAUCGGGGCCGCCACGAGGGCGCAGGAGCUCUUCAAGGAGUGCGGUGGCGCCCGCGACGGCAGCGAGGCCGCGACGGAUCUGGUGAGACUCCUCGGGGAGACGUACAAAACGCUGCAGGCGCGCGAGUACUGGACGACACUGGAGACCCUCGAGUACAAAGGGCCGGACUACGUUGCUGGAGCCAUCUCUCCUGUGACGUACGCCCAGCUCAUCGGGCGGCAGUGCCGAGUCCCCGACAGCCCGGUGGAGAUCGCGUUCGAUAUGCCGAGCAUCGAGUGGAUGGGCAUGACGCUGGGCGUCAACAUGCCCUUCCUCCGGCCCGAGGGCCACACCCUCCCCAAGGGGCAGUUCGCCCCCCCGAAGCCUGGCGAGAGGGCGCCGGGGGACGGCCCUGGCGGCCCUGGCGGGGCGCGGGCGGAGCUGGGCUCCAUGGCCCGCCCGUUGCCGAGCGGCGCCAUCAUGGCGAUGCCCCAGGCGGCCCCCAAGCCGCAGGUGGUGGGCAAGGACGCGCUUGGAGGUCGGCUGCCCGACAUACCCGAGGAGCUGCACUCCGCGAUGCUGGACUUUGUGAAGGGCGGCGGUAUCCCAGUCACCAGCUGCGAGGCCAGGUCGAGAUACUGCCGCAAGCGGCCCACUUUCUACGGCCCAGAAGGCUGGAAGCUGGCGGUGCGAUUCGGCUACGUGCACCCUGAGAUUCCGGCGCCCAAGGGAUGGAAGUGGCAGAGGCAAGGGACGGGCUUCAAGUUGAUCGAGCUCUGA
This is a messenger RNA of Prorocentrum cordatum, 1734 nucleotides long. NCBI's taxonomy places the organism in Eukaryota, Dinophyceae, Prorocentrales, Prorocentraceae. The record is from the annotation of a GenBank genome assembly.